Phytophthora sojae is the source of this 201-nucleotide messenger RNA. RefSeq lists its product as hypothetical. The record is from RefSeq and is a predicted model, not a curated record. The transcript has a single exon. NCBI's taxonomy places the organism in Eukaryota, Oomycota, Peronosporomycetes, Peronosporales, Peronosporaceae. The annotation marks the transcript as partial.
GCGCCCCCGCGGUUCGCUUCGCUCGCGAUUUAUAGAUUGUAUGUUCUACCGAGAGCAGUGCUCGGCUCGCUGGAAUGCUCGUCGCUGGGCCCGCCUCCGCAAAUACCGCGCGGCCCUGCUUCGCGGGCAAUUUGCUGCGGCUACGCUCCUCACAACCGCUCACCUGAUCGACCACUGACUGACUCAGCCCCGUCUCUCGAA